This is a messenger RNA of Sphaerulina musiva SO2202, 521 nucleotides long. RefSeq lists its product as uncharacterized. NCBI's taxonomy places the organism in Eukaryota, Fungi, Ascomycota, Dothideomycetes, Mycosphaerellales, Mycosphaerellaceae. The record is from RefSeq and is a predicted model, not a curated record. The transcript has a single exon. Bases 257 to 517 code for a protein of 86 amino acids.
CCGGUCUCCUGGCCUUUGGCUAUGGGUUUGCGUUCAACAUGAUACCUGUCCGCUGCCUCAUCGCCUAGAUAGGUAUGCCGUCCACAUAUCUGGAAUGACGAAGAGGUCGUGGCAGGUCACAGUUGGAAAGUAUAGGUCCAGAACCUUCGACAAAUGGUCAGCAACGAAUGGCUUGGCACUCUCCGUUCAUGGCAUACAGGAUACAGCGUAUUCCUGAGCUGACCAGCAAGUCACCUCAGGCCUGGAUUUUGACCCAAUGAUAGGUACAGAUAAGACGAACCCCCUUCAUGUAGACAGCGGAACAUCGUACCGCAGCCACGUGCCGGGUGAUCCAUCAUUGGCGGCAUCCGAGUCGUUCUCUGCUCAGGAACGACAACAAGGAGUUCUCUCGUCUAUCGUUCAAGCAUCAAGUCAUAAUGCCCUCGUCCCAGAAAUAAGAGAGAACGCUCGAGAGCGGUCGAUGGGCUCUCACAGCCACCUACAAGACAAUACUUGGCCUUGGCACGCGGCUCUCUAGCCCU